Molecule: messenger RNA, 2943 nt
Organism: Botrytis fragariae
Lineage: Eukaryota; Fungi; Ascomycota; Leotiomycetes; Helotiales; Sclerotiniaceae
Exons: 3
Coding region: 1-2943 (980 amino acids)
Source: RefSeq, a predicted model, not a curated record
AUGGCUCCUCCUCAUACUUCAGGAACCAAGGAUGACCAGGAUAAGUCAUCAAAUAGAAAAGGCGCUAGCAUUAGAAACAAGGAUGCUAGCAGGGUAAACAAGCCUUCGGUACGUAAGACAAGAGCAUCAGGUCAAAUGGCAUCUGGAUCAAAAAACUCAAAGUCGAACACAACUCCUGCCCCACGUGCCAAGUCAUCGAGACUUUCCGAAGGUCCUGCGUCUGAGAUAUCACAAGACGAUAACGUCCAAGGUGAGUCUUCUACGCGAACCUUAAUUCCACGUGCUGCUACGCGACAGCUCAUCCCACCCCCCGUCCACUCAAACGAAGGGAAUUACGUCGAAUCUCCUCAGCUGACCAGAUUCUCUGAAGAUUCACCAGUAGCUCAAAAUCUUCGCAUGAGAGAGUGGGACCUCGACGGUGGACGCAACUUGACACCCACAGAGCAACGACAACACAAGGUUUACAAAGCCGAUCGUGCCAGAACAUUGAGGGACGAAAAAAUUAGUGGGCGUCGGACAGCUGUUCAUACACAGCCAGAGCCAAUCCACAAUACUCUGCACGCCAUCCAAGCUAGGAGACAAAAGAGACCCGGCCCACAACCACUGUCUGCAGCCAUUAUGACUUCUUUGGCUGCUGAAAAAGCCAAAUUCAAGGAAGAAGAAUUGGCGGCCAAGCGUGACUACAUAAAGAAACACAGUGGUGGGGGUUGGGGCAUUGAAGACUAUGAGGAAGUAAGUCUUCGUGGUGGACGUCCUGAAAAGGGUGCUUUAACCCCCACCAGCAGCCCAGUCUUGUCUUCUCAGUCUAGAACUGAUUCUGAAUCAACCGUAUCUGGUGAUUCUCCCAUCGAAGCCACGGGGCCUGUUGAGGCCGCACAUUCCCGUUUGGCUUCUCAGCCUCCAUCGGAACAUGGUGAUGCACCUGUCGACUCCGACGACUCAGUCAUGAGUGCUGCUGCCGAGUCGGUCACGUCACCAAGGUCCCAUUUACUCCCGACAGCGGGAAGCUUGGGAAAUGGUAAAGGAAAGGCUGUGGCUAUAGAUGAAGACGAAGAGUCUUCUGAAGAGUCAACUGAGGAUCCUACUAGCGAUGAUAACAUCGCAGAUCGUUAUCGAAGUGCGACCCACACCUAUGGUCAACCUAAUAUGGCUUCGAGCAGUCAUGGGCCCAUCGAAAGAGAAGCCAAGAAGAUGCCUCCGGGUCAUGUUGCCAUCGGCGAAGAAACUCACAGCCGAGAUCAGAUUCUGGUUGGGGCUCCACAGCCAGAAGCUUUAAUCAUCACGAUCCGAACCGAAAAGCGCGAUGAACAUGAUGUGGUAACUGCUCGAGCUUUGGUUACCCAUAAAUAUACAAAAGGAAUAAACUGGUCCGACGCAAGAGACGUGAAGUUUCUCAACAAGUGGCGAAGCCAGAUUCUAGUUCGAGCCUUUAAGGCAAAGCAUGAACGAAGAUGGAAAUACACCCUCAGUGAGAUGAACGCUUUGUGCCACUUCCUUGAAAUCCAGCUCGCUGCACCUGGAGUGGAUGGUCUAAUGACCAAUGUUGAUUGGGCAGAGGUCACAACCAACUACAACAAUCACUUUCAGGGAAAGAGACAAUAUGCUGGCGAAUUGUAUGCCAGCGCUUCUUACACUGGUGAUGAUGGUAGAAAGACAUCUGCCGCCGGUCAACCAAUGAAGGCUGAUCGUGAUGCCCCAUUUCGAUCUGAGAUAGCUUUGAAGAAUCAAAUCUAUCACUUCAGAGACCAACGAGCAGUCGACCUUGUCAGAAACUCGAAAGGUGCAAGACCGUCGGAUGGACCUCGGAAGCCCGCGGGUGAUGAACCACAGGAUGAUACUGAGAAUAUUCCCUCAGUCUUGCCUAGUGAAAGGUCUUCCCCCAGUUCCAAGGGAUCGCUCAAAAAGCUGAUCUUUAAGUUUGGGAACGGUAGCAAGGUGACUCUCGAGAACAAGAAGAGAGCCAACACUGAAGACGGUACAGAUGAAGAGAUGUGCCCACCGAACAAGAAGACAAAGGUGAGUGGGCCUUCUCAUCUCCGUGGGGGCAGCGGUGACAUCUGGGAAGGCUCCGAAUCGAACUUCGACUACAGCGAAGAUAGUGCACCACCGACUCACUACCAUGAUCGCGAGCUACGUUCUGAUUCUCCCUUUCGACAAGGCUUCCCUUCUCGAACUGCACGAGCCUUUUCCGAUGCUCAACGUGUCUUGGGCCAAGGCAGGGCAGCACAUGGUGUCAAUAACCAACCCAUGAUCGCUCAGUCUACCUCUGGAUCUAGAAGCCAGCAGUGCUCGAGAGAAAUUGAGGAGAACUAUGAUGAUGAUAGUGACGAUGAAGGCACAUCAUCCUCAUAUAAGGUCAAUGUGAAUCCAUGCCUUCCUCAAGAGGUUCAAUUUCCGCCUGUAUAUUCACAGGCUCGCCACCCACUUCCCGCAGUUCGACAUCCCCUCGUAGAUGCACAGGGUAUUCGUCGUCGAUCCAGACAUCGGCGUCCACUCAAUGUUGACGCACCACAGCGUCACCUCCUUCCCAAUGGAGCAUUUUUGCCGGCUCAACAUGGCUUGCCACAGAUAGCUCCAACUUCAAACAGCAAGAAGAGAGUAAGGGAUGAUGGCACUGCCGGUAUAGGCAACAACAACCAACAAGUCCCAUCGAAGAGACCAAGACUGCACGAUCAAGAUCAAGAUCAAGAAGACGAUCAAGACGAAUAUGAAGAUCAAGAUGAGCAUCGAGACCAACACAGCGAUCAACAAGAACCAAUUGCAGAAGGUCCGAACCAGAUUUUCUUCGCUCCAUUCCCACACAAUUCUAGUGUGGCCAAUCGGGAAGCUGCUCUUCGAUUACGAUUGCGAGCUUCAGUGAGAGGACCACAAGUAGUCACCAGGACACUCAGGCAAACCGGGCCUCGCCUUCCAACUCUGGAUGAUUAUUUCGCUGAAGAGUGA